Molecule: messenger RNA, 1692 nt
Organism: Hypoxylon trugodes
Lineage: Eukaryota; Fungi; Ascomycota; Sordariomycetes; Xylariales; Hypoxylaceae
Product: zf-DHHC-domain-containing protein
Exons: 2
Coding region: 323-1621 (432 amino acids)
Biological process (GO): peptidyl-L-cysteine S-palmitoylation; protein targeting to membrane
Cellular component (GO): Golgi apparatus; endoplasmic reticulum
Molecular function (GO): protein-cysteine S-palmitoyltransferase activity
Source: RefSeq, a predicted model, not a curated record
AUUAGAAGUCAUCCACACCAGCUGAUGACGGCACAUUCAUGACUGAGGAGGAGGAGUACUGACCUGAGGACUCAUCGCUUUUAAAUAUCUAUUCACAUUGCUCGAAUAUCAUUUAUUUGCUAAUGAUUCGCUUGUGACUUUUAUUUAUCUACAUUUUGUCAUCAUCCUCAGUGUCUUUCCGUCAAGCUCUGUCUUACUCAAAUGGGUUCGCAUCGGUGCCUAUUCCUAUGCUUCAAAAUUUAACAAUGAUCGAGAUUCAAAUCAUCCUUCCAAAUGUUCAGAUAACUAAGACAAUUUCUACGAUUACCCUCACUUUUGGUACAUGACAAUGGGGGCCCUUGCGCAGAUUGCCUUGGGCGUUCUCGCUAUUUCUUUCAUGACCUUUGUCGCAUUCUUCGGCAGGCUUCCGGCGUUGAGACAUACACCAAUAGCCUGGAUGCACCGCGCAAUAUGGGUGUACAUCCCCAACGCCAUUCUAGGCCUCGAUCAAAGGCUCACCUCAGGCCGCCUCACAACAGGGCUAGGUAGAUUUGGUACCUAUAUAAUGUAUGACCGCCACCCAACGGUGCUCAUAUUCUUCAUCCUGCUUCUCUCUAUAGGAGAAUACAUGUAUUUACCGGGAGUAUGGCCGCACCUAAGCAUUUUCCACAAGCUCCUAGGCAGUAUAUCUAUUAUACUGCCAUACCUAUUUCUGUACCUCGCCGCGGCCGGUGAUCCAGGUAUUAUCAACACCGCCACCCACUCACGAUACAUGUCGCACUACCCAUACGACUUCUCCAUCUUCCACCCAGGCCAAGUGUGCCGAACGUGCGGCCUUUUAAAACCCCCUCGCUCCAAGCACUGCUCCGUCUGCAAGCGUUGCGUCCACCGCAUGGACCACCAUUGCGUCUUCAUCAACAACUGCGUCGGGUACGGAAACCAGCACUACUUCCUCCUCCUACUUCUUUCGACAGCCUUCCUCACCAGCUACGGCGGUGCGCUAGGCCUAGUCUGCGUCGCUGACUCAGCGCGCGCGCACAACAAAUCCUUCACGCUGUUCCCGAAACCCACCGGCUGGUCCUGGGCCGAGUACCUACUACUCCUUACGAUGGGCAUCCAGGAGGACGCGGGCGUGGGAGCCGUUACUUUGCUCGCUAUCAUGACGUCGCCGCUCGUCUGGGGUUUGCUUGGGUAUCACGCAUACCUGAUUUACUGCGGAACGACUACCAACGAGAGCAUGAAGUGGCAAGACUGGCAGAUGGAGAUGGACGACGGGUGCGUAUUCAAACGCUCACUCGCGCCCGAUCGGGUUAAGGACCCGCGAAACGAAGCUCCAUGGACGAGAUGGCCGCUCGAUCCGAUACAAGUGCUAAUACGGACCGAGGACGGGGCGCCGCCGAGUGCAGACGGGGGCCCGGGAAUAGGCGAAUGGGAGCGCGUGUGGCGCUUGCGUGAUGUUGAGAAUUUAUAUGACCUCGGGUUCUGGGAUAACUUGAUUGAUGUUUUUGUGCCUAACUACCCGUUUCGAGGGGCUGAUACUAUGCCGACAUCUACAGCAGACUUAGAAAGGGGCGGCAAAAGGAGGACUAAGAAGCCACCGAGGGCCCCGCGAGCGUCGAGUCUGGUUGCGGCCGCUACGUAGUCUUUGCUAGAAUUCUAGCAGGAGGAUGUAAGAGACUAGGCUAGAAGCUAAUGAAUAGCAUUUGAAGCGCA